Molecule: messenger RNA, 2076 nt
Organism: Odobenus rosmarus divergens (Pacific walrus)
Lineage: Eukaryota; Metazoa; Chordata; Mammalia; Carnivora; Odobenidae
Gene: TICAM1
Product: toll-like receptor adaptor molecule 1
Exons: 2
Coding region: 1-2076 (691 amino acids)
Biological process (GO): positive regulation of cytokine production involved in inflammatory response; positive regulation of myeloid dendritic cell cytokine production; response to exogenous dsRNA
Molecular function (GO): protein kinase binding
Source: RefSeq, a predicted model, not a curated record
AUGGCCUGCACUGGCCUGUCACUCUCCAGCGCCUUUGACAUUCUAGGUGCCGCAGGCGAGGGCAAGCUCUUGCAUCUUAAGCACAAGCUGAAGACCCUGCGCCCAGGCUGCCGGGGGGCGGACCUCCUGCACGCCAUGGUGCUCCUGAAGCUGGGCCAGGAGACCGAGGCCAGGAUCUCCCUGGAAGCGCUGAAGGCGGAUGCGGUGGCCCGGCUUGUGGCCCGCCAGUGGGCCGGCAUGGACAGUGCCGAGGCCCCAGAGGAGCCCCCAGACUUGUCCUGGGCAGUCGCCCGGGUAUUCCACCUGCUCGCUGAGGAGAAGCUGUGCCCGGCCACUAUGCGGGACAUGGCCUACAAGGCUGCCCUCCAUACGUUCAGCUCCAGGGAUGACCACCGGCUCUCAGAGCUCCAGGGAGAGGCCCAGGACCGCUGUGGGUGGGGUAUCAUCAGGGACCCAGGGAGCUUCCAGCCCCUUCACUCUGAUCUGGACUGCCUGCCACCAUCCUCAGUGUCACCCUCGGGCACUCACAGCCUUCCCCAGCCCAUCAGGCACCUUUCGGACUGGAGCAGAGGGUGUUCCCUGAGAUCCACCGGCAGCCCCGCCUCCCUGGCCAGCAAUCUGGAAAUCAGCCAGUCGCCCACCAUGCCCUUUCUCAGCCAUCACUGCAGCUGCCACGGGCCCAGCAAGCUGUGUGACGAGCCCCAGGCCAGCCCGGUGCCUGAGCCUGCCCCCACGGCCUGCCAGGAGCCUGAGGAGGUGAGCUGGCCACCUUCGGAAGAGACUGUCAGCCCCCCAUCGCUACCAAACAGCUCAGCCCCUAGGCUUACUGAGCUGGUCCCAGAUGCAAGCCCUGGCCAGCUCGACCCCCCCAAAGCUCUGGAAAUCAGCACCCACUACCCGGUGGAGUGCACAGAAGUGUUGGCAGCCCCCAAAUCUCUCUCCUUGCCCUCCAGAAACACUUGCCCUGACAAGGACCAGCCCCCACUCCCACUUCCUGUAGAAGAUAUCACUUCCCAGGUGGCCAGCCCAUGCCCACCUGCGCCCUCAGCCCUGAGGACGUCCCCUCCCUACCCUGCAUCAUCGACCCCUUCUUCCACUGGCUUGGCCUCCUCCAGCCCAUGCCCCCCUUCUCCCGAGUUGGAGUCAGAGCAGAAAUUCUAUAACUUUGUGAUCCUGCACGUUGCGGCGGAUGAACACAUUGCCCUGCGGGUCCGGGAGAAGCUGGAGGCCCUGGGGGUCCCUGAUGGGGCCACCUUCUGUGAGGAUUUCCAGGUGCCCGGGCGGGGCGAGCUGCGCUGCCUACAAGACGCCAUCGAACACUCGGCCUUCACCAUCCUGCUGCUCACCCCCAACUUCGACUGCCACCUGGGCCAGCACCAGGCGGGCCAUUCGCUGAUGAGCAGCCUCACGCGGCCCGGGUGGCAAGACUGUGUGAUCCCCUUCCUGCCCCUGGAGAGCUCCCAGGCCCAGCUCAGCCCCCACACGUCCAGCCUGCUCAUCGGCCUGGUGUGGCUGGACGAGCACUCCCGGAUCUUCGACAGGAGGGUGGUCAACACCUUCAAGCCGCAGACGCUACGAGCCCGCAAAGCCCACUGGAGGAAGGAACAGGACGUGCGGGCCCUGCAAGAGCAGCACCGGCACCUGGAGGGCGAGCGGCAGCAGGUAGCGGCACUGAACGCAGCCUACUCGGCCUACGUCCAGAGCUGCUUGUCCUGGCAGGCGCAGAUGGAGACACUCCGGGCGGCCUUCGCGAGCCACAUGCCAUUUGGGACUCAGGGGCACCCCGGGGGCCCGGGGCCUCUGGGCGCCCCCCCGCCCUUUCCCUCCUGGCCGGGCCAUCAGCCGCCCCCUGAGCCUCCGUGGCUGGCCGGCUCGCCCGCGCCCGCCUUCCCGCCGCCCCCCGCCUUCCCGCCGCCCCCCGCCUUCCCGCAGGCCGGCCCGGCGCCCCCUCCGAACCCCGGGCUGCAGCCCCUCAUCAUCCACCACGCCCAGAUGGUGCAGCUGGGCCUCAACAACCACAUGUGGAACCAGAGAGGGACCCAGGCGCCCGAGGACAAGACGCAAGAAGCAGAGUGA